CCACGAGCGGCGGCAUCCAUGUUACUUGUAGAUCCACGAACGGGGGCGGGGCCUACCUCGCCGUCUCAGCAUCCUUCCACAAGUGGGAGGUGAAAAAAAAAAAAAAAGCCAGAAGCCCAAACAAGUUUAUUUUCCGCGACGACGUUGAUGAAAAAAAGCGAUGUUUGACGAACGCUUGCUAAGAUGAUAACUUAGCCCGCCCGGCUUGUGGCGAAAGUGCGCGGAAAAAAAGGUUGCUCCGCCAUGGCGAGCGGGGUGGCUUCCAAAGUGAAGCGGAGGAAGAAGGGCAAAGAGUAUAAGAGCAGGACCGUCCACGCCAACGCCGGGACGGGGGAGGAGAAGCAGGCGGGCUACGCCGACAACCGGAUCAAGACCACCAAGUACACGCUGCUCUCCUUCCUGCCCAAAAACCUCUUCGAGCAGUUCCACCGCUUCGCCAACGUCUACUUCGUCUUCAUCGCCCUCCUCAACUUCGUCCCGCUGGUUAACGCCUUCCAGCCCGAGCUGGCGCUGGCCCCGGUGGUCUUCAUCCUGUCCGUCACCGCCAUCAAGGACCUGUGGGAGGACUACCGGAGGCACCGCUCGGACCAGGAGAUCAACCACAUGGACUGCCUGGUCUACGCCAGAGUGGAGCGCCGCUACGUGGAAAAGUUCUGGAAGGAGGUGCGCGUGGGCGACUUCAUCCGGCUGAGGUGCAACGAGAUCCUACCCGCCGACGUCCUGCUGCUGAGCUCCAGCGACCCCGACCGCCUGUGUCACAUCGAGACGGCCACGCUGGACGGCGAGACCAACCUCAAGCAGAGGCAGGUGGUCCGCAGCUUCUUCGACCUGGAUUGCGAUUUCGACCCGUCCAAGUACAACAGCGUCAUCGAGUGUGAGAAGCCCAACAACGACCUCAACCGAUUCCGAGGAUACAUAAUCCACCGCAGCGGACGAAGGGAGGCGCUGUAUAAAGACAACCUGCUGCUGAGGGGCUGUACUAUCCGCAACACGGAGGAGGCGGUGGGCAUCGUCAUCUACGCAGGUCACGAGACCAAAGCCAUGCUGAACAACAACGGCCCUCGCUACAAGCGCAGCAAGCUGGAGAGGCAGAUGAACGUGGACGUCUUCUGGUGCGUGGUCAUCUUGCUGGUCAUGUGCUCCUUCGCCGCCGUCGGGCACGGCCUGUGGAUGUUCCAGUACGGCGAUAAGAGGCCCGUCUUUGAUGUCCUCAGUCCAGAGGGAACGGACUUAUCGCCCGUCCUGUCGGCCAUAUAUCUCUUCCUCACCAUGAUCAUCGUCUUCCAGGUGCUGAUACCCAUCUCGCUCUUCGUGUCCAUCGAGAUCGUGAAGAUCUGCCAGGUGUACUUAAUCCACCAGGACCUGGAUCUUUACGACGAGGAGACCGACUCCCACCUGCAGUGCAGGGCUCUCAACAUCACGGAGGACCUGGGACAGAUGCAGUACAUCUUUUCCGACAAGACGGGCACGCUGACGGAAAACAAGAUGGUGUUCCGACGCUGCAACGUGGCGGGUGUGGAGUACUCGCACGAUGCCAACGCUCGGAGACUGGCUAUGUACCAGGAGCUGGACUCGGAGGAGGACGAGUGCACGUCCCACGGCGGCACUCUGCCCCGGCGAGACAGCGCUGCGAGCCACCACAGCGUCCGGGUGGUGCUGCGCUCCCAGAGCACCAAGUCCCACCGCAGGACGGGCAGCAGGGCGGAGGCCAAGCGGGCCAGCAUCCUGUCCAAACACACGGCCUUCAGCAGCCCCAUGGAGAAGGACGUCACGCCCGACCCCCAGCUGCUGGACAAAGUCAACGAAUGUGGCGGUCAGGUGGACCUCAUGCGCUUCCACAGCCAGCCCGUGUCCCAGCUGCCCUCGGACCUCUCGGACAUCCUAGAUUUCUUCAUGGCGCUCACCAUCUGCAACACGGUGGUGGUGUCCUCGCCCGACCAGCCCCGCCACAAGGUCCGUGUGAGGUUCGAGCUCAAGUCCCCCGUCAAGACCAUCGAAGACUUCAUCAAACGCUUCACGCCGAGCCGUCUGACCUCGGGCUCCAACAGCAGCAGCUCUUCAAGCCUCAACCGCUCAUCCAACAAAGGUUGUUCCAGCGCGCUUUCCUCCCCCUCGGCCGAGAGCACCCUCACCAAGCUGGAGGAGAGGAUGUCGGCGGCGGCGGCGGUGGUUCACGGGGGCCUGCAGAGCGCCUUGAGUGCAUACUGCCCUCUUAUAACGAGAAGCCCCCCGAGCACGGACCUUCGUUACGAGGCCGAGUCCCCGGACGAGGCGGCGCUGGUUUACGCCGCCAGGGCCUACAAGUGCUCCCUGGUCGGACGCCUCCCGGACCAGGUCACCGUAGACCUGCCCCACCUGGGGAAGCUGAACUUUGAGCUGCUGCACACUUUGGGCUUCGACUCCACCAGGAAGCGAAUGUCCGUGGUGGUCAAACACCCUCUGACGGACCAGAUCACCGUCUACACCAAAGGAGCUGACUCCGUCAUCAUGGACCUCAUCAAGACUCCCAACACAGGCGACUCCAAAGGAAAGCGUCAGAAGAAGAUCAUUUACAGGACCCAGAACUACCUGAACCUGUACGCCGCAGACGGCCUCCGCACGCUCUGCAUUGCUAAAAAGGUCCUCACUAAGGAGGAGUACUCCUGCUGGCUGCAGCGCCACCUAGAGGCGGAGACGGCCAUCCAGGGACGGGAGGAGCUGCUGUUUGAGUCGGCGGCGCGCCUGGAGACCAACCUCCAGCUCCUGGGUGCCACGGGUAUCGAGGAUCGUCUGCAGGACGGCGUUCCCGAAACCAUCGCCGCUCUGCGGAAGGCCGGCCUGCAGAUCUGGGUGCUGACGGGCGACAAGCAGGAAACGGCGGUCAACAUCGCGUACGCCUGCAAGCUGCUGGACCCCGAGGAGGAGAUCUUGACUCUGAAUGCUGAUUCUAUGGAGGCGUGUUCCUCGCUGCUGGAGGAGAGUUUACACUACAUCCAGGACAAGUUCCUGGCCGCCAACUCCCCCGCCUUCGAGAUCCGCCCUUCGCCGCCCUCCGCGUCCCACGCCGCGCACCGCCUGGGCCUGGUGAUCGACGGCCGCACCUUGGCCUACGCCCUGGACAAGAGCCUGGAAGACAAGUUCCUGGAGGUGGCGCGGAGCUGCCGCUCGGUGCUCUGCUGCCGCUCCACGCCGCUGCAGAAGAGCAUGGUGGUGAAGCUGGUGCGCAACAAGCUGAAGGUCAUGACGCUGGCCAUAGGUGACGGAGCCAACGACGUCAGCAUGAUCCAGGUGGCAGACGUGGGCGUGGGCAUUUCCGGGCAGGAAGGAAUGCAGGCGGUCAUGGCGAGCGACUUUGCUCUCCCACGUUUCCGGUACCUGCAGAAGCUGUUGCUGGUGCAUGGACACUGGUGCUACUCCCGUCUGGCCAACAUGAUCCUCUACUUCUUCUACAAGAACGCCAUGUUUGUGGCGCUCAUCUUCUGGUAUCAGUUCUACUGCGGCUUCUCGGGCUCGGCCAUGAUCGACCAGUGGUAUCUCAUCUUCUUCAACCUGAUGUUCUCCGCCUUCCCGCAACUCAUCACCGGCACUCUGGACAAAGAUGUGUCGGCAGAGACGCUGCAGCUCCUACCUCAGCUUUAUGUCAGCGGACAGAACUCAGAGGAGUACAAGCCGUACAUGUUCUGGAUGAACAUGAUUGACGCCUGCUACCAAAGUCUGGUCUGCUUCUUCAUCCCUUACUUUGCCUACGCCGACUCCGACGUGGAUCUGUUCACGUGGGGGACCCCCAUCACUACGCUGGCCGUCUUCACCAUUCUGCUGCACCUUGGCAUCGAGACCAAAACCUGGACCUGGAUGAACUGGCUGUCCAUCUGCCUCAGCGUGGCCCUCUUCUUCACGGUGGCCCUCUGCUACAACGCCUCCUGCCCCACCUGCUACUCCCCCUCCAACCCUUACUGGUCCAUGCAGACGCUGCUCCAGGACCCUCUUUUCUACCUGCUCUGCCUCAUCACACCUGUAGCCGCCCUGCUACCCAGAUUCUUCUACCGGGCGUGUCAAGGCACGCUGUUCCCCAGCCCGCUCCACGUCGGACGCCAGCUGGACAAACUCCCCGCCGAGACACGCAGGAACCUCCUGAGCCUGGGCGGGGUCGCGGCGGGGCCACAAGCGGGCCCCGAGCCCCCCGCUGCCUGGCGGGCGAUGCCCACGUCUCCCAAUAGUCCGUCGUCUCUGCACACGCCACUUCCUGGAAACACGGACGCUCUACUUAACGCCGCAGGGAAGUCUCCGCCCCCUCCCGCCAAAGACCCCCGGCUCCUCCACGAGACGCCGGAGCGGCCCGACGCCAGCCUGUCCGUGCGGAUCACCCCGGCGGACGGCGGCCCGCGCCGCGUCAAGUACACCAGGACUUCUGAGGGAAGUCUGGAACGCGACACAGCGUGAAUAUUUGCACCAGCAGUUUUUUAUUGUCUUUUUCAAUUCGGUACUUUAUUUCACAAAGAUGCUUUUAUUUUGGCAACCGGAUGAUGUUUAUAUUCAAGGCAAAAGCCUGCCCGACGUGUUUUAUUUGUUCGUUUGACAUCUCAGUGCUGGUCUCAGAGUUCUCCUUCUGCUGCUGGAUUUGACCUUUUUUUUAUCUCUUUUUUUUUAUUGCGUGUUUUUAAAAAAAUAGCACAAUCAGCACAAAGUCACAUGAUCUCAGUACAAAGAGACACACUGAAAAGCGAAAAUGUUUAAUGGACUAAAACCAAAAAUGACAUGAAAGGUUGUGCAGGGUUAGAAAAAUAACUAUUCAACAGUUAAAAAUGUCAAAAAUGAUCACGCAAACUCAUAUUUUUUUGUUUAUUCCUCAUCAUAAUUCACUUAUGCCAUAUCUUUUUUUGUUUUUGAGUGUGGCUCUAAUACUUAGGAGAGUAAGAUGUCUUUUUAUGCAAGCAAACAGAAAAAUGGAUUUGCAACCAAAACA
Molecule: messenger RNA, 4942 nt
Organism: Nerophis ophidion (straightnose pipefish)
Lineage: Eukaryota; Metazoa; Chordata; Actinopteri; Syngnathiformes; Syngnathidae
Gene: atp10a
Product: ATPase phospholipid transporting 10A
Biological process (GO): phospholipid translocation
Cellular component (GO): plasma membrane
Molecular function (GO): magnesium ion binding; ATPase-coupled intramembrane lipid carrier activity; ATP hydrolysis activity
Source: RefSeq, a predicted model, not a curated record